ACGUGGAAUAACUUGAGUAACAUUUUAUGGUAAAUCAUUUGAAACUUUGGGACAUUUUUUAUGUCGAAUAUAGUUGAACAGACACGUUAUAGCUAAGACAUUCUUUGCGUUUUGCUUUUUUUUUGCAAGAAUCGCAGUCAUAAUGGCUUUCACGAUGCUGAGGACAAUCGCGUCCCACUACUCUUAUGCGGACUUAAGUUUAAUGUCAGAUGAUGAUGAGAACCACAGUGGAAGCGACAGCAGUUCAGACCAAAUGUAUGGAUGCUACGCUGUUGCUGAGAAGAAGCGGGGAGCUGCGCUGAUGCCAGGCACUGGGGGGAUAGUAGUGGUCAGGCAACGCAACUCGGCCAACGCACGGGAACGCGAACGGACACAAAGCGUCAACACAGCCUUCACCGCCCUCCGAACCCUAAUUCCAACGGAACCUGUGGACCGAAAGCUCUCCAAAAUCGAGACACUUCGCUUAGCGUCAAGCUACAUCUCUCACCUCGCCAAUUGUCUGGUUACUGAAAGUGGGCAUCUGGAGGGCCAGCCAUGUCUCAGUGCGCCCGUGAUUGAGGGAAAGCAGCCUCGGACCAUCUGCACCUUUUGCCUGAGAAACCAACGCAAAGGGGGGAAGGACGGAAAAAACUGUCAGAAGCUACACUGCAAGACGCGUAUCAGUCAACGGUAGACUAAAGAGAAGUUCAAGUCUACAACCUACUUUAUGUCUUAAGCGUGGCAUCAGCUCUUCAGGUGGACAUCAUGGAGG
Alosa sapidissima (American shad) is the source of this 751-nucleotide messenger RNA. Its product is annotated as transcription factor 15-like. The record is from RefSeq and is a predicted model, not a curated record. The coding region runs from base 143 to 673 and encodes 176 amino acids. Lineage: Eukaryota; Metazoa; Chordata; Actinopteri; Clupeiformes; Clupeidae. Gene Ontology annotation, molecular function: RNA polymerase II transcription regulatory region sequence-specific DNA binding; protein dimerization activity; DNA-binding transcription factor activity, RNA polymerase II-specific. Gene Ontology annotation, biological process: regulation of transcription by RNA polymerase II; developmental process. The transcript is spliced from 2 exons.